Molecule: messenger RNA, 732 nt
Organism: Ascochyta rabiei
Lineage: Eukaryota; Fungi; Ascomycota; Dothideomycetes; Pleosporales; Didymellaceae
Product: Translocation protein S66
Exons: 2
Coding region: 1-732 (243 amino acids)
Biological process (GO): post-translational protein targeting to membrane, translocation
Cellular component (GO): Sec62/Sec63 complex
Source: RefSeq, a predicted model, not a curated record
AUGUGGCCCUUCGACGCUGUCGACUGGUUUAUGCUGCUGAUCCCCGUUGCCUACCUCUUCAUCCUCCUCGGCUCCCUCGCAGUCUUCUCGUCGCUCUACCGCAAGCGCAAAGCCGCCGCCGCCUCCUCUCUCGAGCCCUGGUUCCCGCAACAUCUCCAGCGCAACAUCUACCUGUCGCUCCUCCACCAAGAAGACCCCAAAGUACCAGACAGCAUCCUCAAGGCUGCGCUCCUGCGCCGCGCAACAGAGGACAUCCACCGCAUCGUGCAAAUCCGGAACGCAAAGCAAGCACUCCAGGUUCUGCUGCAGCGGGGCAGCGUUGGCGAUGAUCUGUGGAAGCGAUUCGAGCGCGCGGAGAAGGAGAUUGAGGAGGAGCUGAGAGACGUUGUACAAGAGGCCAAUGCAUUCGCUCCCAACUGGGGCCAGUCCAUCUUCCAGUCCGCCUCGGAAAUGGCCCAAAACAACCACAUCCGCGAGCGCCUCGACGAGAUCCUCGCCAAAGCACCCGAGGAGUCGCAGUGGUGGAACAGCCGCAGGGCCGCUAUCCAGGGCGACUUCAUGAAGGAGCUAGACGAGGAGAAGAUGCGGAGUCGCGAGGGCAGUGUUACGGGGGCGGGCAGCGUAGUGGGCACCCCGGCGGCUAGCGUGGCAGGGAGCGUGAUGGGCGACGACGCCUUCAUGGUGGAGAGCCCGAGUGGGAAGAAGAAGAAGAAGAGCAAGGCGAAGAAGUGA